GCUCUCCCUCCCCCUCCCCUCCCUCAGCUUGUGAUCGCAUCCUUGGUAGGGGCAUCAAAAGCAUCCAGGAGUGACUGAGCUCUCAGAGUUCCAGCGGAAGGAGAACACCACGGAUCUCAGCAAAUGCUCUAAGCCCUCUCCCAGCGCUUGGGGUGGGUUUUGGAGGCUGAGCUGGAGGAAAAGCUCCAGAGAAUCCAGUGAUAAGUAUUUGGCUGUCCUUUUCCCCCUUUCCUGCCUUCAUCUUACUCCAGGACAGAAUGAGAGCACCCAAAAUGUUCCCUUCGGCGGAGCUGCCUCCUCUGCUCUUACUAUUACUGGUUUCAAUCCCUUGGUCACUGAGCUUGGACCCUUUUGGCUUUCCCCUCGCCAGUUCCCCAACCAUGGAGCAGCCCCAGCUCCAGCAGCAGCAGCCCCAGCAGCAGCGUGAGCCACUUAGCUACUCCCGGCUCCAGAGGAAGAGUCUGGCUGUGGACUUCAUUGUGCCCUCGCUAUUCAGGAUCUAUGCCCGGGACCUACUACUGUUGCUUCCAUCGGCACCGGGCGCCAACCUACCCGAGGCGCGUGGUUCUUUGGCGCUGGACUGCUCGCCCCUGCUGAUGCUGCUUCUAAGGCGCCAGGGUGCUUCUAGGACUGCUGCUCUGCCCCAGAUACCACCCGGAGGACGAGUGCUGUCCAAGGUCCUGAAGGGUGGCUCUGUGAGGAAGCUCCGCCGGGCCAAGCAGCUGGUGUUGGAAGUGGGUGAGGAGGCGAUCCUGGAGGGCUGCACGGGGACCUCCACUGGUCCUCCGGAGCAAGCUGCUGUGGCCACGGCAGGGAUGCUAGAGUUCAACCUCACAGAGAUGUUCACUUGGUGGGUUCGCCACGGCGAAGGGCGGCUUCGGAUCCGCCUGAUGCCAGAGAAGAAGGACUCUUUGCCUGGCAGAGAAGUAAGACUGUCUGCAGCAAUCAGAGCCUCCCAGCCUCGUCUACUUUUCCAAAUCAUAAGGAAGGCUCCAAACUCCCUGGAAUCUUCUACAAAGAUCCCUGCUCUCCCUCCAGAGCCCUUUAGCUGGAACCUAACAUGGAUCAUGAAGGAUUCUCCCCCUUUCCUCUCUCAACGUAGCCGAUAUGGUUUCGAGUGCAACUUUGAUUUCCCCUGUGAGCUAGAGUAUUCACCACCACUGCAGGAAGACAGAAACCACUACUGGUCUUGGCGCCACAUCACUUCUGAGGAAGCUUCCCAGAUGAACCUGUUCAUUGGCAGUCCUGCGGAAAUUCACUCUGAGGAGCUGCCCAGAGGUUCUUUCCUUCUCCUCAACACAUCUGAAAACACCAAACACACCAUUCUGAGCCCUUGGAUGAGGAGCAACAGUGAGUACUGCACCAUGGAAGUGUCCGUGUACAGGGACCUCCAAACCUCCGGGAGAUACAUGGCCCAACUCCUACCACACAAUGAAGCUAGGAGAGAGAUCCUGCUGGUUCCAAAUCCAGACACACAUGGCUGGACGGUGCUCCAUGGGAGAAUUGGAUACCUGCAGAGUCCUUUCCGGGUCUCACUGGAAUAUAUCUCAAGUGCCAAUGGGAGCCUAUCCGUGGUAGAUUCUUUGUCUCUGAAGAACUGCAGUGAAGGGAUGCCCCCCAUCUCCAAAAUGGCCCUGAAGAGCUCCUUUACAUGCUGGAAUGGAACAACCAUCCACCUGGGGCAGGCUUGCAACUUUCGGAGAGACUGCACCGAGGGGGAGGACGAGGGAGAACUGUGCAAAAAACUCCCAGAUGGAUUUUAUUGUGACUUUGAGGAUGGAGACUGUGGCUGGAUUCAGGGCAUGGCCAUGCCCCAUACUCCUCAGUGGCAGAUCGGGAUCUUGGAGGAUGUCCCAUUUCCAAAUCACCAAGGCUACACAAUGCUGUUUAACACUAGCAAGGCUAGCCCAGCAGAAACAAUGGUCCUGACCAGCAAAAUAUUUCCUGCACCAAUGAAGAACUCUCCUUGUGAGCUCCAGUUCUCAUGGCUCAUCCAUGGAGUCUUGGAAGGAAACAUCUCCCUAGUGCUGAUGGAGAACAAAACUGGGAGGGAACAAAGCCGGACCAUCUGGUACUUCCCCAACAGCAAAGGUUUAGGCAUUUGGCAUCGGGUGGUCUUACCUCUCCCUGAUGUGUCAGACAGAUUCUGGCUCCAGAUUGUUCCAUGGUGGGAAGAAGGCUCAGGAGCCAUCAUUGCUUUUGACAACAUCUCCCUCAGCCUGGACUGCUAUCUUACAAUUAAUGGGGAGGAGAAAAUAUCAAGGGAUGAAGCUCCCAAUUCAAGCAACCUCUUUGAGAGUAUCUUUAAGAAGUCGCUACCGGAACCAAGAUCACCACAUGGGGAGAACUUCAACUUUGAUCCCACAGUUCACUGGCUGUUCACCACAUGUGGAGCUAGCGGGCCCCAUGGACCUACGCAAACCCAGUGCAACAAUGCCUACAGGAAUUCCAACCUGAGCGUGAUAGUGGGCAGUGAGGGUGCCCUGAAGGGUGUGCAGAUCUGGAGGGUACCAGCCACCGACACAUACAGCAUCUCGGGCUAUGGAGCAGCUGGAGGUAAAGGAGGGAAGAACACUAUGAUGAGGUCCCAUGGUGUAUCUGUUCUUGGAGUCUUUGAUCUAGAGAAGGAUGAGUUCUUAUACAUCUUGGUAGGACAGCAAGGAGAAGAUGCCUGUCCCAGUACUAAUGAAAUUAUCCAGAAGGUUUGCAUUGGAGAAAACAAUGUGAUUGAAGAAGAGAUCCGAGCCAACCAAAGUGUGAAUGAGUGGGCUGGAGGUGGAGGAGGUGGGGGUGGAGCGACCUACAUUUUUAAGAUGAAGAAUGGAAUCCCAGUGCCUCUGAUCAUUGCAGCCGGAGGUGGUGGAAGAGCCUAUGGGGCCAAAACAGAUACAUUCCAUCCAGAAAGACUGGAAAAUAACUCCUCUGUUCUAGGUCUGAAUGGCAUUUCUGGAGCCGCAGGCGGUGGAGGUGGCUGGAAUGAUAACACUUCCUUGCUUUGGUCGGGAAAAUCUUUGCUGGAAGGUGCUACAGGAGGACAUUCCUGCCCCCAGGCCAUGAAGAAGUGGGGGUGGGAGACAAGAGGGGGUUUCGGAGGGGGUGGAGGGGGGUGCUCCUCAGGUGGAGGAGGCGGAGGAUACAUAGGGGGUAACGCAGCUGUGAACAAUGACCCCGAAAUAGAUGGGGAGGAUGGGGUCUCCUUCAUCAGUCCAUUGGGUAUCCUGUACACCCCGGCUCUGAAAGUGAUGGAGGGCCAUGGGGAGGUGAACAUCAAGCUUUACUUGAACUGCAGCCACUGUGAGGUGGAUGAGUGCCACAUCGACCCGGAAAGCCACAAAGUUAUCUGUUUCUGUGAGCAUGGCACAGUGCUGGCCGAAGACGGGGUCUCCUGCAUAGUCUCACCCACCUCUGAGCCUCACCUGCCGCUCUCCCUGAUACUGUCUGUUGUGACUUCUGCCCUGGUGGCUGCCCUGGUCCUGGCAUUCUCGGGCAUCAUGAUUGUGUACCGAAGGAAGCAUCAGGAGCUCCAGGCAAUGCAAAUGGAACUGCAGAGCCCCGAGUACAAGCUGAGCAAACUGAGAACCUCAACCAUCAUGACCGACUACAACCCCAACUACUGUUUUGCUGGCAAAACCACAUCCAUCAGUGACCUAAAGGAGGUGCCACGGAAAAACAUCUCCCUUAUUCGGGGUCUGGGCCAUGGUGCCUUUGGGGAGGUGUAUGAAGGACAAGUGUCUGGAAUCCCCAGUGACCCCAGCCCCCUACAGGUGGCAGUUAAGACGCUUCCAGAGGUGUGUUCAGAGCAAGACGAGCUGGAUUUCCUCAUGGAGGCAUUGAUCAUUAGCAAAUUCAACCACCAGAACAUCGUUCGCUGUAUUGGGGUGAGCCUUCAGGCUCUGCCCCGAUUCAUCCUCCUAGAGCUGAUGGCUGGGGGAGAUCUCAAAUCCUUCCUGCGGGAGACUCGCCCUCGCCCGAACCAGCCCUCCUCCCUGGUUAUGAUGGACCUGCUGCACGUUGCUCGUGACAUUGCCUGUGGCUGUCAGUACCUGGAAGAAAACCACUUCAUUCACCGGGAUAUUGCUGCUAGAAACUGUCUCUUGACCUGCCCUGGACCAGGCAGAGUGGCCAAGAUUGGAGAUUUUGGAAUGGCUCGGGACAUCUAUAGAGCAAGCUACUACAGGAAGGGGGGGUGUGCCAUGCUUCCAGUCAAGUGGAUGCCCCCUGAGGCCUUCAUGGAGGGGAUAUUUACAUCCAAAACGGACACGUGGUCUUUCGGUGUGCUCUUGUGGGAGAUAUUCUCCCUUGGAUACAUGCCAUACCCAAGCAAAAGCAAUCAGGAGGUCCUGGAGUUUGUCACCAGUGGAGGACGGAUGGAUCCACCCAAAAACUGCCCUGGGCCUGUGUACCGGAUCAUGACUCAGUGCUGGCAGCAUCUGCCUGAGGAUCGGCCCAACUUUGCCACCAUCUUGGAGAGGAUUGAAUAUUGCACCCAGGAUCCAGAUGUGGUCAAUACUGCUUUGCCAAUAGAAUAUGGCCCAGUGACUGAAGAGGAAGAGAAGGUGCCCAUGAGGCCAGAAGACCCUGAUAGGAUACCUCCUCUCUUAGUCUCUCCACAGCAAGAGAAAAAAGAGGAUGUGUGUCCACCAUCUGUUCCCCCUCCACUGCCCACCACUUCCUCUGGUAAGCCCUUGAAGAAAGCAAUGGCUCUGGAGCCCCCAGUCCGCAUCACCAGAGGGACACCCAUAGAAGGAGGGCAUGUCAACAUGGCAUAUUCUCAGUCCAAUCCACCAACAGAGCUGCACAAAGGGCGUGGAUCAAGAAACAAACCAACCAGUCUUUGGAACCCCACAUACGGCUCCUGGUUUACAGAGAAAUCUGCAACCAAAAACAAUCCCCUGACAGAGAAGGAGCAGCCUGAGAGGGGUAAAUUGGGGCCAGAUGGACACCCUACCACAGGGCCAGCUAGUGUUGUACCUGGCAGGCUGCCAGGGUCCUCCCUGCUCUUGGAGCCAUCUUCCCUGAGUGCCACCAUGACGGAAGUGCCUCUGUUUAGGCUCCGCCACUUCCCUUGUGGGAACGUCCACUAUGGCUAUCAGCAGCAAGGCUUACCAUUGGAGGCUACUACCACCCCAGCAUCAGGCAGCUAUGGGGAUUCCGUUCUUAGAAACCCAAGUAGCAUGACCCAGCCUGGUCCCUGAGCCUGUUCUGUACUCGCUUCUCCCCCACAGGAUUCUGGAGCCCAUGGAGGAGAGAGUUCAACACAACAGCUCCACCACCAAGCAGAGACCAAAACAUUGCCUUUCAUUUUGUGCCAAUCUGCUCUAAAGUGCCACACACAGAGAGACUGAAUUCUCAAAAUGCACCAGAAAGGAUGUGAGCAUGGGUUCCUCCUACUCUUUCAAAAGAAGAACGUGUCAUUUAAAAAAACAAGUGUUAAAUGCAAGGCCCCAAGUUGGUCGCAUAAGCUCCCAUGCAUGCACGGUCAACAUGCUCCUCCUUAGGCUUGUCAGUAGCGUGCUCUGCUUCGGCGUCAUGUCACACAACUCCCUGCCUGCGUGUUUCAUAGUUUGGCGUCACAGGUGUCAUUUACUUACCUUGUCGAUAUAGACAUCAACCAUUUGAAUGUGGGGGGAGGGGGGAGCAAAUUAUUUAUCUGUUGUGAUUUGGUACAAUGAGGGUCAUCCUUCAUUUGGAAAAGGAAAGCAAGACAAAUAAAACUCGGCUGCCACAUCUUCAGCUGUGUUGGUUCUUCUGAGGGCAGUAAAGGGACGGCGAUAGGCCUGAUAAGGACCAUCACAAACUGUGCACUUUCAUCUCAAUGGAAUACAGACAUUCGGAAGACUGAGUAAGAAAAGACACCAGCAAGAGGGUCAGAGACUGUAACAUCCCUUUACUGUACCUCUUGCCUUAAGAAUAUCUUCCUAAAAGAUGAAAACUCCAAGGUUUUCCAUUGGACUUUAAAACCCAGACUGUCUACUUACAAUAUAAAUAACAAAGCUUUUCCAUUAACAAAGUCUUAGGAUAGUUGAAUGAAGACCAAAAAUGAUGGGCAAAACUGCAGCCACCGUGAUGCAUUUCCAAAGCAUAGAAACAUGGCCACUGAGGGCCAAAUGUGUCAAUAAGUGACAUACCAAAUCCUAGCAAUGCUUUCAGCCACACAGCCUACUAAAGAGAAAUGCCUCAAUUCAGAGCCAUACCCUGGCUUGCAGGAGCAGCAGAAAAUGCAAAAGAAGAAACACUGACGUAUUGAUCUCCUUCCCAGGGCUGGCCUGUUGUUGUUGUUUUUUUGUUUGUUUUAAUUCCUUCCUUCUCUAUCACUUAAUCAUGUUAAACAUGUGAGCAGAACAUUUCUGAAAUAUGCACAGCAUAGUUUUUUGGCUAUAUUUCAGGCAGAAGAAAAAGCAGUUUUGCAUUUUCCUUUGGUGAUAAAAGGCCUAAGGAAUUAGGAAAUAUUUGAGGAAUUGAUCAUAUUAGUGCACCAUGGUUUCCUCAGCUUUGUUUCUAUAGAUGGACAUGACACUGGUGUGACAGUUUGGGAAUUCUGCAAACUCAUCAACCUCUAUUUUUAUGAAAUGACAUUUUAAUUUCCAUUUUUUCAAGGUGUCACUCUAGUCUUCCCUUCACUUCCACAUUUUUCUUCUCCCACCCUCCUCAUUAACAGUCUCUUUCCCUGGUAGCCAGCAUGCCUGGGUACCAUUUUGACCUCCUUUGAGGCAAAAUUUUUCAUUUGUUGCUUGGUAUUAUGCAAAAUGUCAAUAUUCUCUUUUCCCUUUCUGGUGUCCACUCUAACCCUAGUCAAGCCUGAACAAAAGUAAUGUUUAAUGGAUGUUUGACUAAGGGGUGCAUCGCAGUGCUUGAAGGGAAUGCUAACCAGCUGGAAAACUGCUCAUUUCUCCUAAUUUGAGGUUAAUCACCUACAAAAUACCCUGGACACCCUCCCUCUUUCCCCACUACUUAUUUAUGAUUGCGGGAGAAACAAAACCACUAUAAGUAUAGCAUAGAGAUGAAAAAAUCAACACCAAAGUCUUUGAGAGCUCUCACAACUGCACUAAAGAUAGACUAGAAUGGAGGCUACAGCCAGUCCAAUAAUGGGUGUGGAAAAAAGGCUUCCAUUUGAGAACAUCCAAGGGUAGUUAAACAGGUACAAUAAUAACACAUUUCCGACAGCUGCACUUGAGAGCUACACCCAAAACUGGGCCCUUUUCUAGUCUUAAAAAUCUAUUGAUCUACUGAGGUUCAGAAGAAACCCAACUCACUGAACUACUGCAGCAGCUCAUUGGAGCCAGUUCAACACCCAAAAGAGAUGAUCUCAGGAAGCUUCAUGUGGCCUCUGGGUGCUUCCCAAGAGUACUGGCUUUACCCAUUAGUCUCAGCUUAGUUUGAUUGAUUUUGACCCACCCCUACUUAAGAGUCCUUUAAAAACAUAUCCAUAAAAGUUGUAAUGAGUGUGGAGAAUUUCCAAGUCAAAAUGUUUGGUUUUUUUCCCCCAACAAGCCUAGGGAUAGUUCUGAUAUGUUCUUCUGUCCACUCAUCACUCAACCCAUCUAAGCAGUUGUUCAAGCCAUAUUUUACCUCACCUGUCAAAAAUGUAUUUGAGUACAUGCCUCCCUGGACGCAGGGCCCUACUAACACUAGUACUGGAUUCUUUUCAACCUAAAAAAGAGACGUAAUCCACAUUUCCAAAACGUUGCUUUAGACUCACACCUACCAUUAGGGUAGUACAAAUGGCACUUGUCCAGGAGUCAAGAAACCUUAAGUCUAAUCCUGCUUCUGCCAAUAACAAGCUAGGAGAAAGGAAAUCUCAAUCAAAAGAUAUGUUUCCUUUUCAGCUUUGCUUUAACAUAUUCUGUGAAUCCUAUGUAGCUACUUGCCAGUGACCUCUAUUAACCUCAGAGAGUAAUUCCCAUAGCCAUCCUCAAAGGAGACCCCAAUCUAAGAGAAUGGGUGUCUUUCAUGAUAUCUCAUAUCCCCAGGAAUGGCAGUGUCACCAUUUUAGAUACUAGAGGUAUUGUGACACGCCAACAGAACAUUUUACACAGUGUCCGGUCAACCUGUCUUUACUAGUGACUUUCCAAAAAAGACUCCACAGAAAUUAAAAGCUGAUUGGCUUCAUUUCCUAGUAGCAAAUGAUGUUCUGUCUUCUUUUGUGGGAGCACACAAAAUAAAAAUGAAGAGUUGCCAUCUCAACCUGCUGCCCUAAAAGGAAGGAUAAUUACUGAGAGCAAAUAGCUAAGUUUCUAUUAAGAGCCCAUUUUCACUCUGUGUCCUAUAUGGGCAUGUUUAAUUUUUAAUAGCUUCUCAAGAACAAAGAUUUAUUUUUAACUCUAUUCAUGGCUUUAGAAAACAUUUUAAAAGCUUGGUAAGAAGAGCCAGCCAUCUUUUAAAUACUUAGUAAGGGAAAAGUAUAGACCAGUCAGUGAACUAAGAAAAAGUUUUUUCUCAGUCUAACAAGAAUCCCCCUUGACAACCUACAUGAAAGGCAGCAAGAAUAACAGGAUAGCCGAAUGGAACCAGAAGACCAGAACUCUAGUCAUCGCUCUUGCUAUUUGCUAGCUGUAUGACCAAAGGCAAAGUAAUUCAUGUCUCAGAGGUUCAGUUUUCUCAUAUAUAAAACAAAAGUUAAGACUAGGUGACCUUUAUGGUCUCUUUCACUUCUAAAAGUAUCUUAGAUUGCCUGUAAUCAAAAAGUCAUAUGUAUCUGAGUUAGUCUAUCCAUAGAGACAUUGCACAUUGAGACGAUUUGGAAUAAAAUCUAUGAUCAGGAUUUUCCAUGUCCUUGGCUGUUGAUUCAGAGUAAGGGCUAAAGCAUAAUAUUAAAUCAUUAAAGGAAACGGAUUUGAUUCCUAUACAGUCUAGACCAGGUGGCUUAUAACAGACAAAUUUUGUUCCAUGGUUUUGGAGCAAGGAACUUCCUAAUAAAAUCCAGCAACAUGCAUUGAGCACUUACUGUCUGCACUCUGUAAAAGAGAGCUGGAGAGACACACCAAAGAAUUUUAAGACAUGACCCCUACCCUCAAGGAACCUAAAGUCUAGCAGGCAAGAAAGGUUAGGUUAAAUAUACACACACACACACACACACACACAUGCAUGCAUACAUAUAUAUGUAUAUACAUUUACACAUACACACAUACCCAUAUACAAACACAUCUAAUAAUGGCAGGAAGACAGCUAUACAAAUGCAAACUACUUAUUUAUAUGGACCUAGCCAUUGAAUAUACAUAAGUACUAAGAAAACGCUUAUGUGAACAGAGAGUAAAACUGCAUCAGUUUUACAGGUCUCAUGGAUUAAACAAGGCUGACAAGGGGGAAAGGAGAAGUCCAAUUUAAUGAGAAAAUAGCAGUCCAGCCUCUGAGGGAUCAUCAUUAUUUCUCUCUUACCUAUAGGCCAUCAAAAAUGGGACACUGCCACAAUAGCAACCCUAUUUGAAGUCAAAUUGAAACACUAUUAUUUUUCCAAUUAGAUAUUCACUUUUAAAAUCUACUUUAAAAAUCUGUUGUACUUGCUCAUAUAGGAAGCAACAAGGUAUGAUGGAGAGAACAAUGCUGUGAGAGACCUUGGCUUAAAUCAACCCUCUAGGGGCAGCUAGGUUGCACAGUGGAUAAAGCACUGGCCCUGGAUUCAGGAGAACCUGAGUUCAAAUCCAGUCUCAGAUACUUGACACUUACUAGCUGUGUGACCCUGGGCAAUUCACUUAACCCUCACUGCCCUGCCCAAAAAAAAAAAAAAAUCAACCCUUGAACACUCACCUAGAUAAUCUUGAGCAGGUCAGUUGACCUCCUUAGGCAUCAGUUUCCUUGUGUGUAAAUUGGCCUCUGAGGUCCCCUACAUCUAUAAAUCUAUGAUCUUAUAUAUUUUAUUCUUAAAGAUCAACAUAGAAACUUUUAGGUGACCUCCCUUGAGCUGUACAGUAAGUGCUAAAAUAAACCAGAUGCCUAGGACCAGAAGGCACCUCUGGGAUAUAGCAUCUUCCACCAUCAUAGUGGCUGUGUUGUCUGUGACCAUUGGAAAGCACCCAAAGUGACAGGAAUAACAAUCAGUAACCUCUCCCAGAAGUCACAGUUCUGAGGUGAACGUCUGUCCUUAUGUUUCUACAGACAUCAAACUACAGAAUCAAUUGGAUGAUGCUCCUUAGAAGUCACUCUGAUGACAAUUAUAUUUAUUUGGGAGCUCUUGGGGACUUUUUCAUGGAUCCCCUCCGAAAAACUAACAGCUGCCCAAUAGGUAAAUUUCCUCAGUACAUCUAAUAAUAUAUAUGGCAAAUUUUUAAAAGUUCACUUAAGCCUAACUCUUCCUUUACAUUUUAAGAAGCAGCACUAUUAUCUGAAGAACCGGUGUACCUCAGGACACAGUUCAUUCUAACAUCCCUAAGAACUAAGGCUGUGGCCCUGCUUGACAAGGGACCUUAAGAGAGAGAUUUUUUAGUGGUUACACAGCACACCAGUAUUAAAGUCAGGUCUCCAGUAUCUCAAGCCAUUAACUGUACAGCCUAGAUUUCUUUCUGAGACAAAGAAGUAGGAAGAAAUCUUUUGAAAUAACCAUCACAGUUCCAAUUCUGUCUUUUGCAAUGUGAUGGAAUUACUACCAAGAUACAUUUUUCACUGGCAGUUUAAGGAAAGAGGUUACCAUAUCACCCUGCGGCUGGGCCUACUGUCUAGAUGAAGGGAUAAUCACAGUCUCCCAAACUGUCAUUAUGGUACUACACAUGGCCAUUAAAACUCAUUUUACAUCUCUUUUUUAAAAGACUUUCUUGUCCAAAAGUAUUCACUAGUAACAGCCUUCCUUCAUUAAAAACAACAGUGUGGGAGCAGGCUCUUGUCACUGCCACUGCCUUUUAGGAUGACUUUCAAUUGAGCCUCCUGAAUCCUAUGUGAAGGGUCUGCAGUCUCCUCUAUCACUUAACCCUGGCUCUUUUCUCAUGGUGGGCUGACACGAUGUAUGACUGGAAAGGAAAACAAAACUAUCAUUUUGGUUUUCAAACGGCUCAGCCUCCUUUUAGGUAAAGCCAUAAAGGACUCAAAGUUCAGAGAGCACAGUCUCAGUAAGACAGACAUGUGACCAGCAGAACACAGAUGCCCAGAGCUUAAUCACCCUCCAGAUGCCAAGCGAGAACACAUGGAGAAGGCUGAAAGCAUCACUGACGUACAUGCUAGGGAAAGCAAGGAUUUGUAGCUGCUGGAGUUUGAGUCCAGGUAGGGUGGCAUGCAUGCACAUACAUAUGUUUUGUUUACACUUACACACACACACACACACACACACACACACACACACACACGCUUGAAUGGUGUGUAAAAUGCAUGAAUCCAAACAACAUUCUUCAGGCUAGACUGAUUUCUGAUGGUAGGAAUAGGCUUCAAAUAGAUUUACAAGCAGUGUACACAACCCAUUCUGUUUCUUAAGUGGUGCCAGUUAUCAUAGGUAGCAGGUGACAUUUUUGGCCAACAGUCUUUCUUUAACAACCUGGAAAUACAAUUCUCACUAUCCCCUAGAGUUAGAAAUCACCCUCAGCUCUUCUGUCCAAAAUGUGCAGUCACACAGAAUUAUAUACAAGCACAAUAACAAAUACCGGCUAUGUUGUCAUCGUGAAGAUAUUCUGUUAGGACACAUUCUCAAGAGAAGAGGCGGUCGGAAAGCUUUUUAUUCUCCUCCUUAUGCCUUUUUCCACUAAGGGGGAGGCUGUAAGAAGCAGGUCAUGGGCUUGUCUCUACCUUACAUGAUGAGAUUCCUUUAUUUGCUCUCCACCGCCCUAAAUUCCUCCCCCUCAAAUGGCCCCCAACCCUUCCAACAAAAGCUUUAGCAAAAAAAUUCAGUAGAAAACCUCCUUUUGCUUAUGCAAAGGUAUCUUGCUGCUCUGCUUUUAAUAAAAUCUUAACUUGUCCUGCUUAAUUUAUUCAGACCCACCCUACAGAGAAGUUUCCUGGGGUUGUCUGUUGUAUAUACAGCAGCUUAUGUGACAUUGUUUAUAAAUAAGGGCCUAUGUACUUCAGGGAUACUAUGAUGAGACAAAUAAUACUAAUAAUAUAUAUGGUAAUAUGAGUUUUGUAUUGACUAUUGUAUUUGUAUUGUAACCAAGUGUAGUGAAACAAAAGGCAUGAAGAAUAAUGAAAAAAUA
Molecule: messenger RNA, 12107 nt
Organism: Dromiciops gliroides (monito del monte)
Lineage: Eukaryota; Metazoa; Chordata; Mammalia; Microbiotheria; Microbiotheriidae
Gene: ALK
Product: ALK receptor tyrosine kinase
Exons: 29
Coding region: 258-5195 (1645 amino acids)
Biological process (GO): regulation of neuron differentiation; multicellular organism development; positive regulation of kinase activity
Cellular component (GO): signaling receptor complex; membrane
Molecular function (GO): ATP binding; transmembrane receptor protein tyrosine kinase activity; protein binding
Source: RefSeq, a predicted model, not a curated record